UUUGCGACAGCUUCCCUGCUUUCUGUCUGUACACACUGCUUUACGGCAGAAUGCAAUCUUCCACAUGGCCUCCAACCAGGCAGUAGCCGGAGUGAGAGUUUAAUUUUAGACAGUGUACGAAGGGAACCUCCACGUUACGUGCCCAGUUCGCACUUUAACACGGAUUAAAAUGGGUAAAAGUAAAACUACGAAAUUUAAGCGCCCUCAGUUUAACGCGGUCGGUCUGCCGGUGAAUGCUGUGAAGGAAGAGGACGCUGCUGAGGAACUGCACGAUGAAGAUUGUUGUCCAGCUGCGGAAUUACUGGAGAAAUUACAAAAUCCCAGUGCAGACGUGCGAGAGUUCGCAUGUGCCAGCAUCUCUCGGGUGGUGCAGCAGAGCCAAACCAUCCCAGGUUUCCUGCAGAGGGAUGCCGUGAGGCGCCUGGGGCCCAUGCUGCUGGACAGCAGCCUGGCUGUCAGGGAGACUGCCACUGGAGCCCUCAGGAAUCUGAGUGCAUGCGGAGGUCAGGAGGUGUGUGAGGACAUGGUGAAGCACGACAUCAUGACUCCUCUGACAGCACUGCUUAGAGAGUGCUGUGCUGGAUUUGAGAGCGCUGCUGUGUCGAUGACUGACCAGAAGAAUGCUGUGGAGGAUGUGGCCAAUGAGGCUGUGAACCUUUUGUGGAAUCUAUGUGAGAGCAGCAGCCAGGCACUGUCUGUGUUUAACAAAUCUGGGCUCCUCGAUGUAGUGGUGCAGUGUAUGGAGAGACACCCACACAACACUGAACUGGCCAUAUCUGCUGCUCACUGUUUGCACACUGUGACUGAGGAUAACCCAGAGCUGCUCUGUAGCUUGAACACUGCUGUGCUUGGAGUAAUGGAGAAUGCACUGCUGUCAUCUCAGCCCAGCAUGGCCCACACACUCCUCAGGACGCUGGCUGCAGGGACUCUGUGGAACAUGAAAGGAAGUCUACCUGCUGCUCGUCAGGCCCAGACUCUCAGCGCUGUAGUGGCCACCUUGUCUAAGUGCCUGGACCUGGACUCCGGUACACUGAUACCUGAACUGCGACAGGCAGAAGAAGUACGAAUUAAAAACAAGCCAGAUUCUGCAGACUCAGUGGAGCAGGCAGCAGGAGGGCUGGUUGAGGAGGAGAUGGACGAGGAGGAGGAAGCACCUAAACACAAAAGGAAUGGAAAAUCUGCAAGGGGUGAUACAGACUUCUCUGACCUCUUGCCUAGGGGUAAGGAGGAGCUGAGGGAGGCAACGGCCUUGCUGACAGCCCAGCAAACGUCCUUAGAGAUCAUUGUCAACAUGUGCUGCUCUGAUGACCCUUCUGAUGACGAGUGGGAGGAGGAGUCAAGCAGCGAUGAAAGUGACAUGGGUCCUGACGGCCUUUGUGAAGGAGUGUCAAAUCUAAUGUCCCCUCUGUGUUUGUCAGCUGAGGUUCACACAGCCUUAAUGAACCACAACAUCCCUGAAAAGGUCCUUAAAAAGAGUGAGUUCCCAGGAAAGGAAGCCAUGGAGGUGUGCAAGCAGAACCCCUCCUGGAGAGGCCUGAUGAAGAAAAUGCAGCGUGUUCAGUCAAGGGCACUGACCUGCCUCCACAGCAUCCUCUCCACCAUGGAUGCAGAGUCUCUUGGAGGAGCAGCUGCCCUGCAGGAAGCAGCACAGCACCUGUCCACGCUGGUUUUCGGAGCAGCAGAGAUUCCCAAAGAUGAAGAGUUCCUAGAGGCCGUCAUCAGUGCCAUGCGCUCGCUUUUACAAAUGAUUGCCUCCAAAAGUAUUUCCCAGUGUAUGACCCCGCAGCAGCUGAUGAGCCUGAGCGAAGCAGCCACUAGCUGUGAAGUCGUCAGUGUGAGGGUCAACGCCGUCGCCAUUUUGGGCAUCACUGGAAGCACAUUAGCCAAAGAAAAGUGCACUGCUGAAACCCUCCAGAUGAUCGGAAACGCAUUACUGCAAGUAGCCACGAGGGACGCAGACCUGGUUGUGAAUGGAGAAGCCCUCGAUGCUUUGUUUGAUGUCUUUGCUGAUGGAGAUGAGGCGGAGACAGCUGCUAAAAACAUCCAGUUACUACCCGCACUGAAGGCACUUCAACCUGUCUUUAAGGCUAAGAUUCGCAAAGAAGGACGAGGAAAGUACAGCCCUCCGCAGCUCUGUGUGCUCGACAACAUUAAAGUCAACCUGAGAAGAUUUAUCGGUUAUCUGGAGACGGUGGUGAAAAAAUAAACAAACUGUGUUCUUUCUUUUGAUUAGUUGAACUUGAAUGGACUGUGUGGACAAAAAACGCUAUCAGGAAAAGAGAAUGUGAUGGAGUAUGGUUUUGAAACCAUCAAGUAUUUAUGACAUGGAUGGUUUACCGUUUUUUAUUUUUACUUCUUCUCAAUGUUCAUGUUUUAAAUAAUUAUUUACUAUAUUACAAAGUUUAUGAGUUGCGAAGAAGACAUGGUGGCAUGAAUAUUGGUUAUAAGUGACAGCAAACUGCAGUAAGAAAAAAGAAAGGCUUUUUUUGCUUCCUCAGUUAUUUGUAUCAAUCAACCAAAAAACAGUUAUCAGAGUUGAACAUUUUUGUUUCUUUUUUUUUUUAUAAAUGUUGAAGUCAUCAGUGUAGAGAGCUGAAUCUGAGUACAGACAAACGUACCUUUACUCUUUUUUUCCCAUGUCUCAAAGGGCCAAUCAUGGUUGUUCUGCUACAAUAAUAAGAAAGCAGAGCUGUUGUAUUUAGUAGAUUAUUUUGGGAAAAUCCCAAUAUUGUGUACUAAAUAAAAAAACUUUUUUUCAGUGGUUAUCGUUUAGCCCAUCAAGAGACUUAAUUACAAAGUCAUUUCAGUAACUUGCUAAUCUUGAAAGAUUUUUCUCACUGCCAAGAUUGUGACGAAAUAAAAUCUUUGAGGACGGAUAUAUAGCCUUAAGAAAUACACACAUUCUCUACCUCUACCUCUCUGGCCUCUGAGCAUUGACGAUAUACGGCCGGGCUCGCUCUUAUGAAUGCAGUGAGAACUCCUUCAGAGUUGGUGCUUGUGAACCGUGGCCGUCAACUUCUUACUGGGAGCAUUCUUUUAAGUAACUUUAUGAGGUAGCACAUUAGGUAACCUUCCAGAUUUAAUAUAUGCUGGUGUCAUCAAUAUCAAUUACUUAAUAUCAAUUUACAAAUCUCCUUUUUCAAUUUACAGAUCUGUCAGAUGUGCCAUCAGUUUUGCACAAUAAACAAUAACUACUCAUAAUGAAGUGACUGACAACGUAAACAUGUUGAGCAAUUUGUGAUGUUUGAACUUGGCCCUGAGUUCCCACAACUAUUCAGGGAGGUAUCACCUAAAUUGCAUGUUAGUGUUCAGAAAAGAUAAGUUACAGGAAAAUACAUGAUCAUGUUGUUUCUGUUUAUUGAAAUAAAUCCUAAUUUCCUACAAUUGAA
Notolabrus celidotus (New Zealand spotty) is the source of this 3389-nucleotide messenger RNA. It is a transcript of the gene heatr3, whose product is annotated as HEAT repeat containing 3. NCBI's taxonomy places the organism in Eukaryota, Metazoa, Chordata, Actinopteri, Labriformes, Labridae. The record is from RefSeq and is a predicted model, not a curated record. Gene Ontology annotation, biological process: ribosomal large subunit biogenesis; protein import into nucleus. The transcript is spliced from 15 exons. The coding region runs from base 170 to 2206 and encodes 678 amino acids.